UUGCAAAACUCAAUAAAACUUUACUGACUAAGAAUUUUAUAAUACAAGCUAACUCUCUAGAAAUUUAGAUGCUUCUUCCUCUACUCAAGACUUUAAUUUAUAGUGUUGAGUACUCUUACAAAAUAUAAAAUAAAAUCUAUAACCUGAUAAGGGAAUUGCCAAUCAAAACAUCCCAUAAAACUAAGGAGUAAAGUACACGGGCAGGAGUCAGAUUUCAUGCUGACGUGAAUAAUUUGUGGAAAAAAAGGCAACGAUUUCUGACUUCUGGGUAGGAGUCGUCGAACCAUUGAUGACAUAGCAAGAAGAUAGAUAGUCUUGAGAUUUGGAGAAAUAUUUUUUAUAAGAAAUUAUGAUACAAGAAAUCCGGCCCGUGUCUAUGGUUUGUCUCCUGUUUAUGAUUCUUACCGACUCUUCCAAGUUAAUACCAUUCCGCGCCUUCUCAGUAAUUUCCUAGAAAUUCUAAUGCCAACACUGGCGGCUUGUGCGUAGUGGCUGCCAAUGUCAUGUUGGAAAGUGACACGUAUCCGAAUCAGCAUAUACGUGUGUGUGUGUAGACACGCAAUUUGUUAAGGAUUUAUAAAGUCCUGCAUUCAUCUGUACGGCCACACCUCAUCAGCCAUGGCAGAAACAUCCACUGCAACAAAGAGGCGAGCUCAACUUUGCAUUUUCAGAUAUGCAGUCGUGACAGGAGCAAAUAAAGGGAUCGGGCUGGAAAUAUGUAGGCAGUUGACUUCUCAUGGGAUUGUUGUGGUGUUGACAGCUAGAGAUGAGAAGAGGGGCCUUGAAGCUGUUCAAAAGAUGAAAGACUCUGGCAUCUCUGAUGAUCUUGUGGUUUUCCAUCAGCUAGAUGUGGUUGACCCAGAUUCCAUUACUUCUUUGGUUGAGUUUGUCAAAACCAAAUUUGGAAAACUUGAUAUCUUGGUGAACAAUGCUGCGAUUAGUGGAGUUGUGCUAAAUGCUGAUGCUUUCCAAAGAGCCUUCGAGCUUUCUGGUUGUUGGCCAGACGGGGAGGAAGUGUGGAAUGAAAUUGAAACUCAAAGUUUUGAGUUGGCAGAACAAUGCAUCAAAACAAACUAUUAUGGGGUAAGAGGAAUGGUUGAAGCUCUAACUCCACUCCUCCAGCUUUCUGAUUCAGCAAGGAUUAUAAAUGUUACUUCAAAAUUGGGACUGUUGAAGAAUAGAUGAAAUUUUGAAGGAGUUUCUAAAAGAUUUCAAGGAAGGGUUGCUAAAAACCAAAGGUUGGCCGACUCAACUCUCUGCCUAUACUGUUGCUAAAGCUGCCAUGAAUGCCUACACUAGGAUUCUCGCCAAAAGGUACCCGAAUUUCCAUGCCAAUUGUGUCUCCCCUGGCUAUUGCAAGACCGACUUAAGUACCAAUACCGGCUACUUCACCGCCGCAGAAGGAGCUGAAGGUGCUGCGAGGUUGGCACUGCUGCCUGAUGGUGGGCCUUCUGGUUUUUGCUUUUUGCAGAAAGAAAUGCUGACCUAUUUUUGAAAGAAGACGAGACAUUAUAGAAUCGUCGUGUGAUAAUGGAACCGCAAGUAUUAAAAUUUCAAGUUGUUGAUGUAUUUUCCCACCAAGGCAGAAUAAUAUGAACAUUUUGUCAACA
Molecule: messenger RNA, 1610 nt
Organism: Populus nigra (black poplar)
Lineage: Eukaryota; Viridiplantae; Streptophyta; Magnoliopsida; Malpighiales; Salicaceae
Product: (+)-neomenthol dehydrogenase-like
Exons: 5
Coding region: 619-1185 (188 amino acids)
Cellular component (GO): membrane
Source: RefSeq, a predicted model, not a curated record